AUGACCAGCAAACCCUCUGUGUCCCAAGAGGACAUUGAGUUCAUUGAGACUCCUCCUGCAGCUCCAGAGCAAACCCCUUCGGAUUGCGGUGUCCGCUUGACUUCUUACCCUGCAAUCAAGAAUGCCCCUCUUCCUGCCGACGCUGCGGGAAGUGACUCGUUCAACAACAUACUGCUCAUUGGCCUGCUGAUUGCUGUGCCAUGGUACCUUGCUCGCCUAUUGCAUGGCGGGCUCUACACCACCCUCUUCGUGGCUGCCUUCACCAGCAUUCCCAUCCUCAUGCUCUUCUGGUCCGUUGCCUCUUCGAUCUCUCCUCGUAUGAAUGAAAAGGCCGCAUACCCGGGUCGUCCUGUCGAACACUACCUCGAAUUCCACAGUGAGGAGGAUCGGGCAAAAUACCAUGGAAAGAACAAAAUUCCUAUGGAGACAUUCCACGAGAUGUACUUUGAUCAAAAGGUUUCGUUCAAAGGCGAUUGCUUGGAAGCAAUGGAAUAUCGUCACGACUGGGCGAGUUUCCGGUUCACGCUUUCGUUGUUCAAGUUCUUUUUCACUGGUAUGAUUCCCGAAGUUAUCAUGCACACCCGCUCCCAGGAUGAAGAACAAGUCCGUGACCACUACGACCGUGGUGAUGACUUCUACGCAUGGUUCCUUGGCCCGCGGAUGAUUUACACGUCGGGAAUCAUCUCGGACAUCAACCGUGAGGAAUCUUUGGAGGAAUUACAAGACAACAAACUCGCUGUGGUGUGCGAAAAGAUCGGCCUGAAGCAAGGUGAGACGCUUCUCGACAUCGGCUGUGGCUGGGGAACCCUGGCAAAAUACGCCAGCUCUCACUAUGGCGCACACACAACUGGCAUCACACUGGGCCGCAACCAGACCAAAUGGGGCAACGAUGGUUUGCGAAAGUUGAACAUCUCAGACUCCCAGUCUCGGAUCCUCUGCAUGGACUAUCGUGAUAUUCCCCAUUCCCCUCCCAACAGGUCUGGCGAGAAAUACAAAAAGAUCACUUGUCUCGAAAUGGCCGAGCAUGUGGGAGUCAGACACUUGUCGAGUUUUCUCAGCCAAGUCAACGAUCUACUGGACGACGAUGGAGUUUUCUUCCUCCAAAUUGCCGGGUUGAGAAAGUACUGGCAAUACGAAGAUCUCGUUUGGGGACUAUUUAUGAACAAGUACAUCUUUCCUGGCGCCGAUGCAUCGACUCCUCUGGGAUUCGUGAUUGAUAAACUCGAAGGAGCCGGUUUUGAAGUCAAAUCCGUCGACACUAUCGGCGUUCACUACAGCGCAACACUCUGGAGGUGGUACAGGAACUGGCUCGGCAAUGCUGACAAGGUCAAGGCGAAAUAUGGUGUGAGAUGGUACAGAAUCUGGGAAUUUUUCUUGGCCUGGAGCACCAUUAUCGCCCGACAAGGAUCCGCGACGUGUUUCCAGAUUGUCUUGGUCAAGAACAUCAAUUCAACACACCGUAUCGAGGGUAUAAAACAGCAAUAUGGCCUCCAAGGAGCGCUGCAAGCCGGCAAAGAACACAUCAAGGCUGAAAAGGGCACGGUCAAGGAGAAUGGCGAAGCAGUCAAUGGCCAUGCAUAG
Fonsecaea nubica is the source of this 1581-nucleotide messenger RNA. RefSeq lists its product as hypothetical. NCBI's taxonomy places the organism in Eukaryota, Fungi, Ascomycota, Eurotiomycetes, Chaetothyriales, Herpotrichiellaceae. The record is from RefSeq and is a predicted model, not a curated record. Gene Ontology annotation, biological process: cellular response to biotic stimulus. Bases 1 to 1581 code for a protein of 526 amino acids. The transcript is spliced from 2 exons.